Molecule: messenger RNA, 4511 nt
Organism: Boleophthalmus pectinirostris (great blue-spotted mudskipper)
Lineage: Eukaryota; Metazoa; Chordata; Actinopteri; Gobiiformes; Gobiidae
Gene: zbtb21
Product: zinc finger and BTB domain containing 21
Exons: 2
Coding region: 133-3183 (1016 amino acids)
Biological process (GO): regulation of transcription by RNA polymerase II
Cellular component (GO): nucleus
Molecular function (GO): RNA polymerase II cis-regulatory region sequence-specific DNA binding; protein binding; DNA-binding transcription factor activity, RNA polymerase II-specific
Source: RefSeq, a predicted model, not a curated record
UGACCUCAUCCCUGGUGUGGGAUGACGUCAAAUUCAAGAUGGAUGGAAUCACGAGCAGCGCAGAGAAAUCCACACAACACUGAAUAAAGUCCGUGUGUGGGGAGGAAAGACUUAAUUAACGACGGCUCCGCCAUGGAGAGCCUUAUGCAUUACAGUAAUCCCUCCCAUGCCCUCUCAGUGUUGGGGGUGCUGAAUGAGCAGCGGCUGAAGGGGCAAAUGUGUGAUGUGAUCCUGGUGGUUGCAGAUCAGAAGUAUAAUGCCCAUAAGAGUGUCUUGGCAGCCAGCAGUGAAUAUUUCCAAUCUUUAUUCACUCGGAUGGAUACAGAGUCAACAAAGAUUGUGAAUCUAGACUUCUGUGAGCCGGAUGCUUUUGAGAUUGUCCUGAACUACAUCUACUCUUCAUCCCUAUUUGUUGAUAACGGUAGCCUGGCAGCAAUUCAAGAACUCGGCUACAGCCUAGGGAUCCCCUUUCUCACCAACAUUGCAUCAGCAAGGCCACACGCCUCCUACUGUGUGUCAAGAAAAAGAUUUAGUUUCUCAGAGGGUGAUGAGAAUGAUGUCCAGGCAAGAAGUGUAAUCGUGAGAAGGGUUAAAACAGACACAGCCCACUCUUCCUAUUCAAAUUAUUCAAACAAGCCACCUGAGACUGCCUCGUCUUCACUCUCUGCCCGAGAGACCCCUCCCCCGUCUGUACAAAAGUCAUUCAAAUCAAUAAGAACUUCUGAAGCUAUGAAAGCUUCACAAAUGACUGAUACCUCUGAACGGAAAUCCAUCCAUCCUUACACUUCGAUACUGAAAGGCAAUUCAUCACAUAUUACAUCAGUUAGGCCCCAGUUGACUUCAUCUGUGUCUUUCAGUGAUGCUGAGGUGCAGCACAUCAGACUGCAGUGUGACCAAAACACAAAAGAAGACAGUGGAGAAUAUGAUUCCCAUUAUCACAGUAAAGUUCCCCUUCAGAGUACCACACAAGAGCCAACCCAGACUAUUGACCGGAGUGGACCACUCAUAAAAAGUCUUCUCCGAAGAUCAUUGUCAAUGGACAGUCCUGUUCCAGUCUUCUCACCUACUCUGGAGUUACGGGAGCUGCAAAACCGUGAACAGUCUGUGGUUAAAAUGGCUUCAAGAGUUUCCGGCCCAGACACUCCCGUCCACAAUGGUGGUCCCAAAAGAACAUCCCCUUUGGUUCUCAGGUCACGGAGGUAUGAUGCUGAAACUCAGGUAGAGAGAGAUGUAAGUGUGAAAGCUGAGCCCAGCAGUCCACUGGCUGACCCCAUGGACAUAGUUCGAAUCACAGUGGGAGAUGCUUUGCCUGUUAGUCUGAAAGACUUUCAAACUAACUUUGAGCAAAGCACAAAGCCAGACAUGAAUAUUUCUGUAAAAAGAAAGGACAGGCCAGAUAAUAGACGGUAUCCAUUUAAAAAGAAUAAACUGUUCAAGGAACAUGGCCUUCAUUCAGAGGAGAACAUAUCAGAAUCAAUACCUCAGUCUGCUGGUGCUGAAUUAGAUGAAAACAGUGAUGAGUCUCAUCCAGGCAAAACAUUCAAAUGCUGGAACUGUUUGAAGGUCUUCAGGUCAAGUGCAGGUCUACAUCGCCAUGUAAACAUGUACCAUAAUCCUGAGAAGCCCUAUGUUUGUGAGAUCUGUCACAAGCGCUUCCACACAAACUUCAAAGUGUGGACACACUGCCAAACUCAGCAUGGUGUAAUGCAAAAUCCAGCAUCCUCUAGCACCUCUGUAUUAGAUGAGAAGUUCCAAAAAAAGCUAAUUGAUAUUGUACGUGAGCGGGAAAUAAAGAAAGCUUUGCUUUGGAAGUUGAAGAGAAACAAACAAGGCUUACAGUCCUCUGUACUUGGCAAGAAAAAAACCAGGACCAACUUUAUUUGCCCUUACUGCGGAAAAGUAUAUGUGUUUCAAUCUCAGUACAGACAGCACAUAAAGAGUCACCUUUUCAGCCACCAAAGAACUGAAAGGACUGAGCAGGAAACUAGAGAUGACAUGCCUCAAGGAGGAGAGCUGAGCCAGGAGAAUAAUGCUGACAGUGGAGUUUACUUCUGUAGACUUUGUAAUGUAAAGUUGUCUUCUCUCUUUGAACAAGGUGACCAUGAGAGGGGCUGUCGACAUGCAACAGUGUGCCCUUACUGUGGCCUCAGAUUCUCAAGCCCUGUGGUGAAAAAGGACCAUGAGACACAUUGCAAAUACAAGAAACUAACAUGCCUGGAAUGUAUGCGAACCUUCAAAUCCUCCUUUAGCAUAUGGCGUCACCAGGUAGAAGUACAUAAUCAUAAUAUGAUGAGUGCUAAAGACCAGCUCCAGUUAACACAUCAGGAAAACCGUCAAGAAGCGAUGGAUGAAGAGGAAAGGAUGUUCGGAGAGGAGCAGUACAGUGGAGUACACAUGCACAGUAGCAGUGCCAGGGAGGACAUUAGUUACAGUAACUCAUCGGGUCAACCCAUUUAUGAUUCGGAAGACUCUUCAUCAUAUGUGCCUGAAGACCUGAGCAUGAGCCAUCAUGGCAAGCUGGUGGUAAAAGAGGAGCCAAUAGAAGAGGAUGUAAGUGAGAGGGAAAACGCAGACACCAAAGCUGGAGCAGAGGAGCCUGGUGUGUGGCCAUGUGAGAAAUGUGGAAACUUAUUCAGUUCUCGCAAAGACCUGGAACGGCACCAGGAGCUGCUGUGCCACAUCAAACCUUUCAUCUGCCACAUCUGCAACAAGGCCUUUAGGACCAACUUCCGCCUUUGGAGCCACUUCCAGUCUCACAUGUCCGCUAAUGAACAAGGAGCCAAAGAGAUAGAAAGACAGCCCUCCCCUCUGUCCCCCUCCCCUCCUUUAACCCCUCAGAACUCAGAGCGUCCCCCCUCUCAGGCCUCUGUGGUUAAGUCGACACAACCAGUGCCUGUCGCAGCAUCAGUGAGUGAGGAGUCUGGGAGCCCAGAGCCCAGUGGCUCUGUGAGUAAGAACAGGAGAGCAGAGUUUGAGCUGCCGCCCACCAGUCCCAGACCUAUAUCCAGGACAAACAGCCUGGAGAACCCAGCCGGUCCUCAGGAGCCAGACACCCUAUUUUAUCAUGCGCCCUCUCUCUCUGCCCUAACAUUCAAGAGGCAGUACAUGUGUAAACUCUGCCACAGGACCUUCAAGACUGCCUUUAGUCUGUGGAGCCAUGAGCAGAGCCAUAGCCACAUGUAAAAUAUGUCUGAAAUAUACAAAAAUACACCUCAGCCUAGAAAGGAAGACUCUGAAUGUACAAUCUGCCUCUAACAUUAUUAUGAAUUUGUCAAGCUUUUUAUAGAUGUAAAGGUGAAUGUGCAAUCAAGUGCUAGAUUUUUCAUGAUAGUUUAGUUUGCUUUCAAACUCUUGUUUUAAAUCAUUUAUAUCUAUAGAUUAGACACAUUUCAUUUUACAUGUAUUUAUCAAUAUUGACGUGUGACGAAAACAGUAGUCUGGUACUCACCAGUGAAACAGUGCAAUUUUUGAAAUCAGAGGCUACAGUUACACCCUUGUUUAUUUACAUGGUGUUUGGAAGUGCUUUAUUAAUCUUAUGCUGUAGCUGAAUUUCUUAUUAGUGAAGUGCUUGUUGUAUCGGAGUAAUAUCUCUAGGUGUUAAUUACAUCUUAAAAUGUUGUGGCCUGAAUACUGUAUGCAAUAUGCACUUAUGUUGAUCAGUUAAAUUGUAGAGUAUGUGUAAUUGGCUUUAAAACAUUUUUGGGUGAAUUAGCGCAGCAGAUUUUUUCUGUAGUAAUUUAGCUAUAACCAUUUUUGAUCUUCUCGAUUUAUGCAGUGUCCAUAAAACUAUUUUCACAUCAAUACCAAAUUACUAUCAGGUUUUAGGUUAAUUUAGCACAGCAAAAUAUAUGUAUGUUGAUCACCCCAGUUUAAAGUAGUGUAAAUAUUUACACAUCAAUAGAGCAGUAAACCAUUACCAUUGUGUGAGCUUUACAAAACUUGGAUUGCCUUAUGCAACUUCGACUUUUUCCUUCACUAUCAUUUCUCUUAAGCACAAUGGCCAAUAGCAUUUAACUCAGGCUUUUACAGGUAAAUAUAGUUGAAGGAAGAAAGUGUACGUGAUUGAAUGGACUUAUUAAGACUUCGUUAUUAAAGAUUGUGCUUUGAUUGUAUUACUUUGUUAACAACUGUAUUAUUACACAAGUAACAAUUCUUAUGCUUUGGCUCAAGUUGUUGUUAUAUACAGUAUGUUUCUUUGUAUAUGAUUGUUGCUAGUGUUUUGGACAAUUUGAAGAGACAAAUGUUUGGAUAGUGCUUUUAUUUGUGGAAAAAAUAAUAGUUUCACAACUUGGUUUAUGUAUAUAGAAUUGUUUGUAUUCUCGUUUUUUCUAUAAGGUUUAUAAGUAAAAUAUUGAAGUUUGUUAAGUAUUGUGCUUUCAUUGCAAUAAUACUAAUUUAUACUAGCACUGGUUCAUCAUAACUGUUGUUUUUUGGACUUGUUUUAUGUUCAGGGUUUUUCUACAGCUCUCUGCUCUCUGUAAUAAAGUGAUAUUGAUGAGACCUACUUUCAA